This is a messenger RNA of Leptidea sinapis, 2040 nucleotides long. Its product is annotated as L-asparaginase 1-like. Gene Ontology annotation, molecular function: protein binding; asparaginase activity. The transcript has 13 exons. Bases 78 to 2021 code for a protein of 647 amino acids. NCBI's taxonomy places the organism in Eukaryota, Metazoa, Arthropoda, Insecta, Lepidoptera, Pieridae. The record is from RefSeq and is a predicted model, not a curated record. Gene Ontology annotation, biological process: amino acid metabolic process.
ACGUAAUAGGUCAGUCAGUUUCUUAACAUCGCCGCGACAGCUAUUCUUAAUGCAAGAAAUAUCAGGAUAAGAUCGACAUGGAAAAUAUAGUUUCUGGUCGGACCGGCGAAAAAGCGCGGGAAACACAAAAUCAAAAUGGCGGUCUUGUUGAUGAAAGUGAUAGAACGAUUUCAAAAGUUGUUGCAAAAGUGAAAAAAGCGAGGAGUUUUAUGGAAUUGUCAGUGAAUGCACAGUUUGUGAAGAGUUUCGGCAGAAAUGAUAGACGUGUUCUGGUAAUUUACACAGGAGGAACUAUUGGAAUGGUGAAAAGCAGAGAUGGCGUUCUAAUACCGCAAAAAGGCGCUUUUGAGAAUCUCAUCAGGGGCUAUCCUCAGUUACAUGAUACGGUGUACUGGAGACAUAGGCUCAGUGAUGCAAGUUUCGAUACUUCCUUUCUAGUACUACCAGAAGCCAAAGAGAUGGAUUUACGUAUUUGCUACAAAUUUAUAGAGUAUGAAAACUUGCUAGAUUCCUCAAACAUGACUGAAGUAGAAUGGAUCAGAAUUGCGGAAGACAUUAUGAAACAUUAUGAUGAAUUUGAUGGAUUCGUAGUGCUCCACGGAACUGACACAUUAAGUUACACAGCAUCAGCUCUAUCAUUCAUGUUCGAAAAUAUCGGCAAGGGAAUUGUACUCACUGGCUCACAGAUACCAAUAUUCGAACCGAGAAGUGAUGGUGCUGAUAACUUCGUAUCAUCUUUGCUGAUAGCUGGUGGUCUCAACAUACCAGAAGUGACCAUCUAUUUUGGAGGAAAACUCUUUAGAGGGAACAGAACUUGCAAGAUCUCUGUGAACAACUUAAAUGCAUUUGAUUCCCCGAACUGCGUCCCCUUGGUCGAAGCCGGAAUUGAUUUCGAAGUGAACAAGAAAGCGAUACACAAACCAGCGACGAUAGAGAAAUGUCACCUGCACACGAAAAUGUCGAAGAACGUUGGACUCUUGAGAAUAUUCCCCAGUAUUAGCUCUGCAGUUAUUAAGGCGUUUUGUCAGCCGCCCAUUGAAGGUGUGGUAUUAGAGAGUUACGGUGCGGGUAAUAUUCCGUCAAAUCAAGAUGAACUCAUUAACGAAAUUUCGGCUGCGGUGAAACGCGGUGUUAUUGUCGUGAACAUAACACAAUGUACUACGGGUGCUGUCGCGUCUCCGAUGUAUGAAACGGGAAGGAUGCUGUUUGAAUGCGGCGUGGUGUCUGGUUUCGAUAUGACCCCCGAGGCUGCACUUACCAAGCUGUCCUAUGUCCUAUCAAAAAGUGAGCUGACCUACCAGGAAAAAGUUGAGAUGAUGAUGACAAAUAUACGAGGUGAAUUGACCAACACAUCAUCUAUUGCAAUUGAGGACAACACUCUGAUAGACGCGCUAGCGACAAGCCUAAAUAUACAAUCACCAAAGAUGCUUAUAGAAGUAACAGAGAAAGUGUUUAGCGCAUUACUUUUGUAUGCAAUUGAACAUGAUGACCUUAGAGCAGUAAGAAAAAUGAUGGAUAUGGGUGCCGAUGUAAAUGCACAAAAUUCGGAAGGUCGUACAGUGCUGCAUGAAGCAAUAGCAAAAGGUAGCAUUCCUAUUGUAGAAUAUUUUUUGAAGAAUGGUGCAAAUGUACAUCUAAAAACAAGGUGUGGUGAGUCUCCUCUUCUCACUGCAAUACAUCACGACAACCACGCUAUAAUUGAUUUACUACUGCAGUGCGGUGCUCGUUUAAAUAACACAGAUGCUAAAUCUAUUGCGGAACUUGUGUCAUUAGUGGCACGAAAUGGCGUCGUUGCUAAACUUGAAUCUCUGAAGAAAGCUGGCGCUGAAUUUAAUGUUAUUGAUGAUAUGAAACAAACUCCUCUACAUAAGGCUGUAUUGAAUAAUCAUUCUGAUGUAGUACAAUAUUUACUAGAAAAUGGGGCCAAUUUGGACGCCACUGAUAUUAUGGGUUUCAAGCCUUUGGACUACGCCUACAAGCUUGGCUUUAAAAAUAUAAUUGAAAUAUUUGAAUCUCAAUAAACGAUGAUAAAACAAAAAA